AGCUGUUAAUGAGGCGGGACCUUUUCAGCUGCGACUGUCAAGAUUGGCAAAGAGCUGGCGCUGCUGCUGCGUGCAGGUAAAAAGGGAACAAGCGACACAAAACAGAAAACAUUUAUACUGGCAAGAAAGCGAGGUGGGAAAUGGAAACAGACUACCAGGUGAAACGCUAUUUUGCUUCAGAACCACAAGAGCGACGCGUUUAAGCCAGGAGAAAGCGCAACACCUUCUGCUUCUUGGAAGAAAGUGGCGUUGUGUCAACCAUCGUUCGGGCUCACGGGCACGCUUUGUACAGCAAGCAACUUGGACAGCUGCGUGUUUUCCAGCGAGCCAUCAACAAAGAAUGAAAGCAUUCAAACGAGCUCUGGAAGACGAGCAUCGCCCGGAGCAGGAGCACUCCUCGGCCGUGUCGGACAGCGAUGACGGCUCCCCCCUCGACCUGUCAGGGAGAGGGCUCUUUGGGAAGCGCCGUCGCCGCGGCAACCUACCUAAGGAGGCAGUGCAAACUCUGCGGAGCUGGCUGUACGAGCACCGCUUCAACGCUUACCCAUCAGAGCAGGAGAAACUGAGUCUGUCAGGCCAAACCAACCUUUCUGUGCUGCAGAUCUGUAACUGGUUCAUCAACGCACGUCGACGCCUCCUCCCAGACCUGCUUCGCAAAGAUGGCAAAGAUCCCACCAAGUUCACAAUCUCCCGUAAAGUUGGUGGCAAAAACGAAAGCCCCUCAUCUAACGCAGGAGGAGCCAGCUCUCCUGAGAGAAAUUCUUCCCCAAGCUCAUUUCAACAACGCCCGUCAGUCAUUCGCUCGGCUCCCACCCUGGACCUCAGCCUUCUUGGGAACACGGCGACCGCUAUCCUGACAGGAGCAGGCUAUCCUGGAAAAGAAGGUUCUGUUGCGGCGCUAUUGAGGCUGGACACCCAGAGUCUGCUGAGGGAAGCAGAAGAACACAGGGCUUCUCAUAUCAGCAUGACAACGGCAGCUAGCCCCACCAGCGGCCUCUUCAACACGCCUCCCCCGACGCCGCCUGAGCUGUUUCCCACACAGGACUUCAGCGAUUUGAGGCUCCUGGUGGAUGCAGCUCUGCAGAGGGCAGCCGAACAGGAGAACCAGAACCGACCUGUAAAGACUGAACCAGUGGAAAAUUACAGCAGUGACAUGGGACCCACUCCGCCUCCAGAAGACACCCAGCAAGUCAUGGACCCUUCCAGGGUGCAGAGUCUGAUGGAGAAGGCGAUGGCUGCUCCAGCAUCACCUGUGACUUCAAUAAAGGAUCUGGUGCCCCUGUCGCUAGCAGCAUCUGUACCAGUCCCAGCUCCAGUUUUAGUCUCAACACCGAGGCAAUCUCCUCUCCCAAUGAACAAAAUCAUCUGGAGCCCCUUGGAGAAGGACACUGCCCGAUCCUCAAGUCCUAACCAGCCUAUUCUAAUUCCAGUGCCAGUGUCUGCCUCAGUUUUAAUACAGCCCAACUCUCAGAAACCAGCUGCUGCUCCAGUUAUCCCCCAAACAACACCAUCAACCCCAACCUCAAGCCCAGUUGUACUGGCCUCCACAUGUCCUUCAGAUGAAUCAGUGCCAGCUACGAGUCCACUCUCAGUGCCAUCACCCUCCUUCACUGCUCCAAACCAGGCCUCACCCCAAAAUGUAGCGCUUGUUCAAACGGUCCCCACUGGAGUCCCACUUUACCUGCCGUUCCACAAAUCCUCCUUGAUCCCCGUCACUGUCCCUUAUACACCAUCCGUUUCAACCCCGGCAUCAUCACCAGUCCUGGGCCCUGCCUCGGUUCUCGCCACCACACAAGCUCCAGCUCCUUUCCCAGCUCUCACAUCCACCUCAACACCAACAGCUGCUCCUCCUUUGGGCCUGGCUUCCCACAACACUCCACCUCCUCUGACCUCUUCCACCAGCAUCACCGGCACCAGCAGUAGCAGUUUGAGUAGUAGCGCACAGAGGAGUUCAGCAAUAGUGCCCAGUGUUUGGAGCAUGGUCCACUCUGAGACCAGACAACCCAGCUCUCUUCAGGUGACCCCCAUCAACACCGUGUGGGGCCCGCAGCACAGCCUUCACACAGUCACUGAAACGGUGAACUAGGAGCUGGACAGCACCUCCAUAUAUUUUUUUUAUGAAUACAUGUACAUGAGUGGAAACGGGAGACCUGAAAUUCUUUUUGGUUGGACAACAAUGUAAAUAGGAGAAUGUAUCUUCAUCUUUUGUCUUUUACAUCUGUGCCUGCAGAAGACAGGGAAUGAAAUUGAGACACAUGAACUCUGAAAAAGUGACAAAACGAGCGUUAGACUUUUUGUUUUAUCAUUUAAAAAACGUUGUUCGAUUAUGGAGGCACCUGCUAGUAAUGACACUUUGAUGAACAUUCCUCAGUUUAGAGUCGAUGUAUUGUACAAAGUUUUUUAUGAAGUGUUCACAUUUCUCUCCACGUGGCAUUUAGGAUGCGAGGAGAAAAAAUCCAGUAAUUGUAAAAAAAAAAAAAAAAGAAAAUCCAGUCGGUGUAAUUUCCAGCACCAGCAGUUAGCAGCUUCAGUAGCAGUGCCGGACUUUGUUGAAUGUACAAAAGACAUUAAUGUCAUUGGCUAGGCUGCCUUUCAUUCAUUCAUUCCUCUCCAGGAGAGACAUCCAUUUUUUCCUCUUCUUUCCCCUCAUUCAGUGUUGGUAAACAGAGGGAGAUCUGAUUGUAUUGAAGCCUGACUGAAUGUCUCUCCUUGACGCUUAUGCCCCACACACACUCUCGAAUCAUCCUGUCUUGUUGUAGCCGAGUGGGUUCAUUGGCCCCCAUGAGUUGUCAUCUAAGCCACUCAACAAAUGCUCCUAUACCAAGUGUUUGAUGUUCUUACUUACAAGGCCAGUCCUACUUUCUGUUUUUAUGUUUUGUUUUUUUUAAUGAAAACAUUAACAAUUAGGUCUUUUACUUUAUGCGACCCUCAUCAGUUGUGUCCAUUUGUCAGAAACUUGUUUAGGAGAAGGAUUGUGGAGAUGGGUGGAAGCAGAGCAGGUCACAUUGGAUAUGUUACAGAAAUCAAUUUCAGUGGAGAGCUCUGAAACGUUACACUCCCUAAGAGUCAAGGCGCCUUUUCCCUUUAGUGCUGCAAAACACUUUAAAUGUUGGAUCCUCAUAUAUAUGGGAAACACACGAGUUGUCCUCAUUUCCCCAUUGAAAGGAUUUUGCCAGUGAAUUUCAAACCUGAAUGUCUUACUUGCCGAGUGAUACAUUUAUCCAUUCAGUGUCUAGGUGAAGCAAAUUUACCACAUGAACUGAUGUAGCUGAAGUUUGCUGGUUUUUGUUGGUUCAUUUUUUUUCCCAAGGAAGGUCAGAGAGCAUUAAACUAAGUUCUUCCUCAUUUGUGCUUUCCACCUGUGUUUGUAAAUGGUUACUUUAGAACUCAGAAUCAUUCUCAAAGCUGUAGUUUCCAUGAAACUGUCUUAGCAUACUGUCUUGGCCAAAUGCCAUCUGGAUGUCUAUUAAAAGUAGCAUCAUGUGGAAAAUUUCCCAUGAGAAUAAUCCCACAGCAGGAUAGUGAGGGGAGUCUUCAAUACUAUCACGUUUACCUGUGUUCAUGAGCUGUGCCAGUCUGAUUGGUCAAAUCAUGGCUGAGCUCUGACCUCAUCAUUCACAGAAUAACAAAAACAUUAACUCUUUUUUUUGUCUUUCCAUUUUUUUCUGUUGUCAUCGUUGCUCCUCACUGCCAGUGUUGAUCACAGAUGUCUGUGGACUUUAGUCUUUUUCCAUUUUUUUCAGGUACACUAAACUAGACUGAUGUGCAUUUAUACCUCAAAUUCCACGGUCAUGUCAGGCUUGGGUCACAUGUAUAAUACUGAGUAUUAAAGUAAUAUUUUUAUUGUUGAACUGUAUCAUGCCACUGUGACAAUACCUUCAACGGUUAUUUACUGGAAAUGGCUGGCUUAAGAUUAGGCUUUUUUUUAUAGCAAGGUUUCUAAGUGAUUUUAGACGCAGUGUUUCGCUCCAAUCAGAUCAGACAAUGUGAUGAUGUAUGUAAAUAUUUUCAGUCGUAUUUUUUGUUUGUUUGUAUUGGCAUGAACUUUAUCUCAAACUGUGUAGUUUCUUUACAGCCAAAUGCAUUCAAAAUGUUUUUUCUAGUUCAUGUUGUGAAUCAUGACCGUUAGCAGUAUGACUGGCUGCUGUGCCUUAAACCUACGACUGAGGGAUAAUGUCUCUUUUUUUAUAUAAAAACUUCUCAAUAGUCUGUGCAAUAUAUGCCUUAAAAUUUAAAUGUGUGUUUUGUAUAAACAUUUCAAAGAAAUAAAAGUUCAGUUUUUCAUAAA
This is a messenger RNA of Notolabrus celidotus (New Zealand spotty), 4288 nucleotides long. RefSeq names its product mucin-2. Gene Ontology annotation, biological process: regulation of transcription by RNA polymerase II. Gene Ontology annotation, molecular function: DNA-binding transcription factor activity, RNA polymerase II-specific; RNA polymerase II cis-regulatory region sequence-specific DNA binding. Bases 341 to 2086 code for a protein of 581 amino acids. Lineage: Eukaryota; Metazoa; Chordata; Actinopteri; Labriformes; Labridae. The record is from RefSeq and is a predicted model, not a curated record. The transcript is spliced from 3 exons.